Messenger RNA from Diachasmimorpha longicaudata, 1645 nucleotides. Its product is annotated as dipeptidase 1-like. NCBI's taxonomy places the organism in Eukaryota, Metazoa, Arthropoda, Insecta, Hymenoptera, Braconidae. Bases 153 to 1430 code for a protein of 425 amino acids. Gene Ontology annotation, biological process: proteolysis. Gene Ontology annotation, molecular function: metallodipeptidase activity. The transcript has 10 exons. The record is from RefSeq and is a predicted model, not a curated record.
UAUUCGUUUUGUCCAACGUAUUGUGCACGAUAAUUCUCAUACCAGUGAUAUAUCACAAAAUAAGGAUCGUCGUGCAAUCCUCCGGAUAUCUUCCAUAAUAUUGAGCUCGAGGUGGGCUUCGCCACCUUCCAGGACUGGAAUACCUCCAAAAAAUGGGGAUUUUAGGGAAAAUGGUGUUCGUGGGGUUCGGGGCUGCUUCCCUAGCGUUGGCUCUGGUCAUUGGAUUCUCCUGGGGGCUGAGUGUUCAACCCUUCCUUGGGAGUGAUGUCCUGAAGGAUGUGCCUUUAAUCGAUGGGCACAAUGAUCUGGCUUGGAAUCUCUACUUGAAACACGCGAACAAUCUCAGUGCAUUUCACUUCGAUCAAGACCUACGUAACGACUCAAUAAUGGGAACUGGAGUCUGCGUCACUUGUCAAACAGAUUUGCCACGAUUGACUAAGGGGAAAAUUGGAGGACAAUUCUGGGCAGCCUAUGUCAGCUGUGAUUCCCAGUACAAGGAUGCCAUUCAACUCACGCUCCGUCAAAUCGACGUUAUAAAGAGACUCGUUAAGAAAUACCCGAAGAAUCUCCAGUUCGUUACGGAAGCUGGGGAUAUCGAGAAGGUCUGGAAGACCGGGAAAAUAGCGUCGAUGAUAGGGAUUGAGGGGGGACACUUGUUCGAUUCUAGUCUCGGUGUUCUUCGACUUUAUUAUGAGCUGGGGGUGCGUUAUGUUACGUUAACGCACACGUGUAAUACGCCGUGGGCCGAUGCCUCUACUGUCAAUGAAGGGUCUGUCUAUAAUCUGACAGAUUUUGGAAAGACAAUCGUACACGAAAUGAAUCGCUUGGGUAUGAUGGUUGACCUGUCACACGUGUCACACAAUGUCAUGCGAGAGGUACUCGCUACAACAAAAGCACCAGUUAUUUUUUCACAUUCAUCAUCUUUCAGUGUCUGCGAUCAUUACAGGAAUGUACCUGACGAUGUCCUUCACAUGGUUAAAGAAAAUAAUGGCAUUGUGAUGGUUAAUUUCUACAAUAAUUUUGUCAACUGUAAUGAGACAAAGGAAACGACCAUUGAGGAUGUAGUUGAACACAUAAAUUACAUAAGAAAUUUAAUUGGACCGGAUCACGUUGGAAUUGGCGGUGAUUACGACGGUAUUAGUGAUACUCCCAAGGGUCUGGAGGACGUUUCUAAGUACCCGAAUCUCUUCAAUCGUCUGUACGAUCGUCGAGAGAACGAGCCCGAGUGGAGUCGCACUGACCUCGAGAAACUGGCGGGUAGAAAUUUAAUUCGUGUCUUUGGUGCAGUUGAACAGGCUCGGGACGCAUUGGCAACUGUUCCUCCAAGUGAUCGGAUCAUCACUGGAUACGAAUUGUACGUCGCCCAGAGACGAGAGGAAUUGAAACCUGGUGCAUGCCAAACAGCGACUGAAGCGCAAUGUUUAUUGUAGGUGGGAGCAGGUGGACCUGUCCAAAGUUUAAAUACGAGAGUAUUAUCACGGAAGAUGUGACCUCCAGAGGAUCAUCCGCUGAAUCGUCGGGUGCAUUAAGUGAUCGUUAAAUUUAUUGAACGAACUUUGUCCAGUGAAGAAGGUUUUUAUGUUAACAACAAUGUCUUUACUGUAUUUCAAUAAAUUUUCAUUCUUUUUUCAUUGAAAACAGGGAA